UAGAGAGAGGGUCGUCGGCGAAAGUUGUAGAGAUUUACAAAGUUUCGCAAGACAGUGAUCGGUUUCUUUCGAACAAGCGUGGCCUUCUCAUAUAAACCGGGAAUAAUUCCUUAGGAUUUGAGACGGGACUGCAUGCGUGUCUGGGAGGAUAUCUUUGCGGAGUUCUCGGGGAACUAACUUUAGUUCGCCGAAAUGGCUGUCAUUUCGAAAGGACAGUUGCUAAUUUUUCUUUGCCUUCUUGGCACGAUAUCAUCAAAACCUCGCAGAUCUAAGAGUGAUGUAUCCCCAAUAGAGGCUCCCGCUGAGGACCAGCUACAGAGGGGCGUAGGCGAAACCCUGCAGGAUGAUGAGGACUUCCUCGCGGACGAGGCCUCGGGAGCAGGCCCUGAUCGGGGCAGUGGGGUCGACCCGACUGAACCUGGGAAUGAUGGCCGGCCGACCAUCCGGGACUCAUCAGGUAGCGGUUUCGAGCCUACAGAGCCCACAGAUAAUUUCCGACGCCCCGAACCAACUCAAUUAAGUUCGUCAGAAUUCUAUCGAGUUCGAUUCCGUGCAAUGAGUUUGGAAUAUAAGCCAGAAUUAGGUAAUCGUCUGAGUGUGCCAUUUCUCGAGCUUUCCCGCCAGGUAGCCGCAGAGGUACAAAAGCUCUAUGACAACACACCGGGCCAGCAAACCGCAUCUGUGAUACAAUUGGAUUCCAGGGAAAAGGGUGAGGGUGAAUAUGAGACGGUCGUGGUAACCCUUGACCUCAGCACUCAAGGUUUCUACGACGAGCCGGCGUUACGGAAAGUAUUUGAGGACGCGCUCCCGACGGAAAUCGGUCCUUAUUCAACAACUCUGGACGAUUUCCAGUUCAGGAAACUUGGGAGUGGCACAACUUGUGCGAAUGCCGCCGGUCCUGAGCCAAAGGAGUACCCUCGUCUCGGCGACAACUGGGCCAACCUCAUCAUCAACCAAGCAUUCCCCUGUGCCGGCUACGUCACGGCUUUCGAGUUCUGGCGAGGGACAGUAGAGGGCACCGCCUACAUCGGUGUGUGGCGUAUGGCUGCUCAACAACAAUUUAUGCUGAUAGCAAAGGUUGCCGCCGUGCCGCAAGAAGUCGGGGUCAACCGGAUAGAUCUUGAGACACCAAUCGCUGUCAGGGAGGGCGAUUUUGUCGGGAUACACUACGACCGGGAUGCUAGGACCGGGAUUGUACCGCACACCAUCGAAGCUGACAACCUCGUCUCCAGUAACGAGUUAUAUGAGGUUUACACUGCCGAGGUUUUUAACGAUCAGAUUCCCAUUGGUACGCCGAUUCACUUACAGCUAUUCAGCGGUGGGGAGACAAAGAAGAGAUUCGGAUUGAAGAGUAUCAUUGAUUACAAUUACAAACCUCCGACGACUGCGGCCCCUCCUGUCUGUAAUCCACCCUCUUUCUUGUGCGACAGUGGGCGAUGCAUCCCGUCCCACAAGAGAUGCAAUUCACAGCAAGACUGCGUUGACAACACAGAUGAAUUAGGAUGCCCGCACCAUCCUGUGCGAGUCUUGUGUCUUGCUGGACAGUUCCUGUGCGCCAACAACAAGAAAUGUAUCGACCCGGCCCUCAAGUGCAAUGGAGAAAAUGACUGCGAAGAUGCAUCUGAUGAACGGGGAUGUGCACCUAGGGCGUGUCUGGCCGGCCAAUUCCGAUGCAACACCGGCGUUUGUAUCAACUCGCUACAAAAAUGUGACGGACAGGCAGAUUGCGCUGACAGUUCUGAUGAAAUUGGGUGCCCCUCAAUACCGUGCCUCCCUGGACAGUUCCGAUGUGAAAACGGCCCGUGCAUUGACGGGCAAUAUCGGUGCGAUGGUCGCAUUCAUUGUCCCGAUACAACUGACGAAUUAGAUUGUCCUGUUGCAUGUCGCGCCUCGGAGUUCCAAUGUGGCGACGGCCGAUGUAUCGACACCACAAAGAAAUGUGACGGGCACCGACAUUGUGCGGAUGGAGCUGAUGAGGAGGACUGCCAUUUUGUUGCCACUGUUGCCAACUGCCUAGCUGAUGAAUACACAUGCAAUGACGGUCGUUGUAUUGAUGAGCGUAAGCUCUGCGACGGGGAACCGGAUUGUCGGGACGGCGGUGACGAACUGAAUUGUCAGACUCCUGCCCCUACAUGUCCAUCUGAUGAAUUUACGUGCGGCGAUGGAAGUUGUAUCGACAAUAGGAACGAAUGUGACGGAGCAAGCGACUGCCCCGAUGGAACAGACGAAGUGAAUUGUCCGACUACGCAAGCCCCGACCUGUCCGUCCAAUGAAUUCACCUGCGGUGAUGGCACAUGUAUCGCCAACGAGAAGAAGUGUGAUGGAACUCCAGACUGUCGGGACAGAACAGAUGAGCUAAAUUGUCCAACAAUGCCUCCACCAACCUGCUCACCCUCGGAGUUCCAAUGCGGUGACGAAAGUUGCAUCGGCAACAGGAGGAAAUGUGACGGGGCGCAAGAUUGUCGCGACGGAAGCGAUGAGCAGAAUUGUCCGACUACUACGCAACCUACUACGCCACCUACAACAACUGCUGGUGAGGGUGGCGGUCUCCUGACAGGUGAGGGGGAGAGAGUCGACUAUGAAGACGGUUGCCAAGAUUCGGAAUUCGAAUGUCGCUCAGGUGAAUGUAUCGAGGCGGGAAAGAAAUGUGACAGACGGACGGACUGCCGGGACGGAAGUGAUGAAGACAACUGCCCUUGCCGACCAGAGAUAGAAUUCCAGUGUGCGGAUGGGACGUGUAUUGAUGCCAGGAGGAAAUGUGAUCAGCGGGCCGAUUGUCUUGACAGAAGUGAUGAACUCAACUGCCCGGUGAGAUGCACGGCUGCAGACUUCACCUGCCUCUCCGGGGAAUGCAUCGAUAUCCGCCGAAAAUGCGACAAGGCCAGGGACUGCCGCGACGGAAGCGAUGAACAAGGUUGCCCUAAGGAAUGCAAGGCCCGAUACGAGUUUACCUGUCUGUCCGGUCAGUGUAUUGACAAUCGGCGGAAAUGCGACGGUUACAGUGAUUGCGUUGAUGGGAGCGAUGAACGGCACUGUUCUGGGGGAUGUACUGAUUCAGAGUUCGCAUGCGCGUCUGGUGACCAGUGCGUCGAUGUGAGCAAAAAAUGUGAUAAGACGUCCGACUGUCGUGACGGAAGUGACGAAGCUGGAUGUCCUGUUGAAUGCACGGAUUCAGAGUUUAAAUGUGUCUCUGGAGAAUGUAUCGACGUCAGACGAAAAUGUGACAAGAGAGAUGACUGCCGGGAUGGAAGUGAUGAGCAAAAUUGUCCUGUUGAAUGCACCGAUUCAGAGUUUAAAUGUGUCUCUGGAGAAUGUAUCGACGUCAGACGAAAAUGCGACAAGAGAGAUGACUGCCGGGAUGGAAGUGAUGAGCAAAAUUGCCCGGUCCAAUGUCAAGCGUCUGAAUUCACGUGUCGCAAUGGUGAUUGCGUUGACAACAGACGACGUUGUGACGGUCGUUACGAUUGCUCCGACACAAGUGAUGAGGAGGGAUGUCCCAAACAGUGCCGAUCUUCUGAGUUUAAAUGCGGCACAGGAGAAUGUAUUGACGCUCGCAAAAAAUGCGAUGGCAGUUACGAUUGUCGUGAUGGCACCGAUGAAAUAGGCUGUGCCAAGGCAUGCGAAGAUACAGAAUUCACCUGCGGAACGGGAGAAUGUAUCGCCAUCCAACAAAAAUGUGACGGGAACCAGGAUUGCCGCGAUGAUACCGACGAAACAGGAUGUCCCACAAGGUGUCGUGACGGUCAAUUCCAGUGUCGGAAUGGUCAGUGUAUUGACGCGAGUCUGCGCUGUAACAGGGAAUACAAUUGCCGUGACGGAACUGACGAAUUUGAGUGUCGACCCACAAGGUGUCGUGACAACGAGUUUCGGUGUCGUUCUGGGGAGUGCAUUGACUCUAGCAGGAAAUGCGACAGGCGCUCUGAUUGUCGUGACGGAAGUGAUGAACUCGAGUGCCCUGUCCAGUGUCGACCCAACCAGUUUAAGUGCGUUAGCGGAGAAUGCAUCGAUGCCAGGAGGAAAUGUGACAAGCGCCGCGACUGUGGAGAUGGAAGUGACGAGGCCGAUUGCGUGGAAGAAGUACCAAUCAGAAUCAAUGUUGCUCCACCCAGCCUCCGUAUCAGGGAGGGUCAACGCGCCAUGUUCAUCUGUCGCACGACGGGUAACCCUCCACCCAAGGUGCGUUGGAGCCGGAAUGGUCAACAGUUGCCGCAGGGGGCAACUGACGUUGAUGGUGUCUUGACAAUUGGGGUGACAAGGGCAGCUGAUUCCGGUCAGUACACAUGCUCGGUGAUUGGAGUUGCUGAGGAUAUACGUGCGAGUGGACGUCUCAUGGUCGAUGUUUUUGGCCCAACGCUUGUCCCACCGACCGAUGGUCAGUGUCGUGCAGAUACAGACACAAGAUGUAAUAGCGGACAGUGCAUACCCAAAGAUUACCUCUGUGAUGGGGACUUUGAUUGCGCGGACAAAUCAGAUGAAGCCAAUUGCGUCGAUACAAUGCCGUGCGAACCCAAUGAACAUCGCUGCGAUUCUGGCAAGUGUAUUCAGUCUAUCUGGUGGUGCGAUGGGGACAAUGACUGUGGGGACAAUUCAGACGAAAACAUUUGCCCGACAUCUGCCCCUGGCGCCCCCUGUAAGAAGACUGAGUACCAGUGUCAGAGUCGUGACCAGUGUAUCCCGGCCAGUUACCAGUGUGACAGUGAAGUCGAUUGUCAGGACCAGUCAGAUGAAUUAGGAUGCGCUCCUCCUAUUGUCCUGAGGUCACCACCAGGAAAAGUUGAGGUUGAUCAGGGAGAAACUGUUGUCAUAUCCUGUGAGGCUAGAGGUACCCCGGUGCCACUGAUUGUCUGGCGGCUCAACUGGGGUCACAUCCCAGACCCCCCGCGCGUCUCUACCACCAGCGAGGGUGGUAUUGGUACCCUGACCAUCCGACAGAUCAGGGAGUCGGACCAAGGCGCAUAUACCUGUGAGGCCCUCAACAACAAGGGAAGCGUUUUUGCUCAACCUGAUGCAAUCGUAACAAUAAAGCCGCCAAGUGGACUUUGUCUCCCGCCCCUGUUCCACGCGGAGGCCAAGUCUGUCUCGGAGUGCCUCAACUGCUUCUGUUUUGGAGUGACUGACCAGUGUGUUAGUAGCAAGCUCAGGCGCUCACAGCUCUCCAUUGGCAGCCAAAUUGCCAUGAUCAACUACGCGAGCCAGCAGACCAUGGACCCCAACUACAUCCAAUUCAACCCUGGGACGAGGCAGUUCAGUGUGGCGGAUUAUGGCUCCAUUACUCGUGAUGGUACUUACUACUGGAAUCUUCCAAGGCAGUUCCUUGGCAACAAGCUAUCAAGUUAUGGUGGGAACCUCUACUACACGAUGUAUUACAUGAACAGGGGAGGCAGUCGGCAAGUAGGCGGUGCCGAGGUCAUCAUGAAGGGUAACGGCAUCACUGUCCAGUUCAACUCACCAUCACCGCAUAGCGCUGCUACGGAAUUCAGUCGGGUCAUUCCAUUGGUUGAGUCUGACUGGACCCUGCUUAGAGAUGCUCCCCUUAGGGGCGACCAGGGUCCUGCUAGAGGUGAUUCAUUCGGCCAGCCGGCCUCAAGAUCGGACUUAAUGAUGGUGCUUCAGAAUGUCGAGUUCAUCUACAUCAAGUCAAAGUUUGAUGAAUACUUAGAUGAGAUCAGGGUGAGCCAGGUCUUCCUUGAUGUUGGUGUGGACCCAAGCAGCGGCAGUCGGGGAGACAGAGCAUCACUCGUGGAGAUGUGUACCUGUCCAGAGGGUUACACCGGCCUCUCCUGUGAUAAAUGUGCUCGGGGAUAUCGCCGGCAGUCCGUUGGUCGAUUCUUGGGACGAUGCAUACCGUGUGAUUGCAACAAGCACACGGACGAUUGUGAUGCUGAUACAGGCAUCUGUGUGUCCUGCCAGCAUAAUACAGAGGGUGACAAAUGCGAGAAGUGCAAAGCUGGUUACUAUGGCAACGCCAGUGGUGGCACAUCAACAGACUGUCUCCCCUGCCCAUGUCCUCUAACUGAUACAAGAAACCAAUUCAGCAAAGAUUGCUACGUUGACCCGCUGGACACCCAGAUCACAUGCCGAGGAUGCCCACGUGAGUACACAGGCCGCAGAUGUGAACAGUGUGCGCCUGGAUACAUCGGUAACCCCAAGACCCCCGGCGACUACUGCCGGCCCAGCCAACAGUCAUGUGACCCGAGAGGAAGCCUGUCUUCAACUCCUGACACUAACGACCAGUGUCCAUGCAAGAGAAACGCCCAAGGUAAAUCGUGCGGUCAGUGUGGGGCUGGUGCCUUCUACCUUUCAACCGAAAACCCAGACGGUUGUCUGAAGUGUUUCUGUAAUGGUGUCACGGACAUGUGCGCCAGUUCCGGAUGGUACAGGACGGAAGUCCGUUCGAACUUUGAUCCUGCAAGAUUUGAUGGGUUCGUCUUGUCAAACGCAGCCCGCACACGUACGGUUGACUCAGAAUUCGACGUAGAUAUCCGUCGCAACCAGUUAAUGUAUCGACGCUUCAGCGCUUUGACGCCCUACACAUAUUACUGGAUCCUCCCAGAGAAAUUCCUUGGGGACAAGGUUGGAGGGUACGGCGGGAAGAUUCUAUUCACAGUCAACUACCAAGCGGGCAGCGACCCAAGACCGAAUAACGAUGCGGAUAUUGAGAUCAAGGGGAAUGGCAUUGUAUUGAUGUACACAGCCCGCCAACCUCUUCAGGCCGCGAUCCCACAAGCUGUGCAGGUGCCACUGACUGAGUCCUACUGGAUGAAGGAAGAUGGGAGUCAAGUAUCUCGUGAGGAGUUCCUGAUGGUCUUGGCUGAUAUUGAUACCCUAAUGAUCAAGGCAACCUACGCAAGGACCACGGCACAGUCUAGUAUUUCUGAUGUCAUAUUCGAGACUGCUGAGAAUAGGAACUCUGGGGGUGAUCGAGCCUUGACUGUUGAGCAGUGCCAGUGUCCACCUGGGUACCAGGGUCUCUCCUGCCAUGACUGCCGUAGUGGCUACCGACGGGAAAAGGUCGGCCGGUACCUUGGACGGUGUGUGCCGUGUGAUUGUAACAGGCAUGCUGCUAACUGUGAUACUGAGACAGGGAAAUGUGAGAGUUGCCAACACAACGCUAUCGGGGAUCGCUGUGAGAGGUGUGCUAGUGGUUUCUAUGGCGACGCACGGCGUGGAACGUCCAACGAUUGUCAGGCCUGUCCAUGCCCUCUGACUUCCCGUGAAAACCAGUUCAGUAAGGAGUGCUUCCUUGCUAGCGAUCGCCAGGUGACCUGCCGCAACUGUCCCCAGGGCUAUCGUGGCCGAAACUGUGAGAGCUGUGCCCCGGGCUACAAGGGUGACCCACGUCGGCCGGGCGACACCUGUAAACGGGAGGGCGAAGGUCAAGAAGGAGGUGAUGGAGGGACGACGAAAGCUCCGGGCAAAUGUGAACGGUGUGAUGAGCGGGGAGUCGUGCCGGGCUCGACAUGUGACCCGGCCACGCAGACAUGUGGCUGUAAGGAUAACGUUGGGGGCUCCGAGUGUGAUACGUGUAAGGCGGGGCAUUUCCACCUGACAAAGGAGAAUCCGCGUGGCUGUCUGCAGUGUUGGUGCUCCGGCCAGUCUACAAAGUGUCGCAGCUGCCAGCAGUAUCGAUCACAGGUACGGCCCUUCUUCAGCCAAGAUGGCACCAGCAACUUUGCCCUCGUCUACAAGAAUGAUCCACGGACGACCGUCGUGUUGGACGGUUUUAGCCUGAACGGCCGAAACAAAGAAGUGCGCUACGAUGGUUUUAAUCAGAUCCGAGGGUCGAAUCGUCUUUACUGGAGGCUGCCGCCAAGGUUCUCUGGAGACAAGGUUUCAUCUUAUGGGGGUAACCUGAAGUUCACCGUUGAGUACGAGAAUGAUCCAAGACUUGGUGGGGACUUUUUCAGCGAUACAGAUUUGGAAAUUAUUAGCGGCAACAACCGUUUCCAUCAUGUUUUCGACCCUCCGUCAAGCCGCUCCAGGCAGACUGAAUACAGCAUCGUAUUGAAUGAACGCACUUUCAAGAAAGCUGAUGGCACUGUCCCAACUCGUCUCGAAUUCCUCCAACUCCUCGCCAACAUCGACUACAUCCUCAUCCGUGCUGCGAAUCAUCGCGACAUGCGCUCGACCGCCAUUAAGGAAUUAUCAAUGGACAUCACCGUUGCACAGAAUACUGGCCAGCAUCCGGCUCUCAUGGUAGAGGAGUGUACGUGUCCCGAGGGUUAUCGGGGCCUGUCGUGUGAGCUCUGCGAACAGGGGUACCAGCGCGUGGAGGACCCGAGGUACCCUCUGGGUCGCUGCGUGAGGUGUAGCUGUAAUAGCCAUUCAGCCAGGUGUGACGAUAGUGGAAAGUGUGUGAAUUGUCUUCAUAAUACGGCCGGGGAUUACUGCGAGAGAUGUGCGGAUGGUUUCUAUGGUGAUCCACGACGCGGCACACCCAAUGACUGCCAGCCUUGUCCAUGCCCACUGCCUGUUGCUUCAAAUCAAUUUGCACCAACCUGUCGCCGAGAUACUGAUGGAGGUGUGACGUGUUUGCGAUGUGAGCAAGGCUACGUCGGCCGGAACUGUGAGCGAUGCGACACUGGUUAUACCGGCAACCCGAUGGUCCCUGGUGGAUCAUGCCAAAAAGUUGCUAUAUCAAGAGAACCUGUCGUUACUGUCUACCCCAACCGCGUUACAAAGAUGACAGGAGACGUUGUACGCUUCACCUGUAACGUACAAGGUCCGCAGCCAAUGCGGGUCACAUGGGCUCGUACAAACGGGCGUCCAUUACCUCGGCGGGCAAGCGUCACGGCAGACAACUCCUUAUCGAUAAACGGGUUGAUUUCCUCCGAUGGCGGAGGGUACACGUGUACGGCCGUCAACACGUACGGACGGACAGAGGGAACGGUGUUGCUUAAAGUGAUGGUGAUACAAGACAUCACAGUUCGUGUCGAAGAACCAAAGUUUUUGACGGUAGAUGCUGGUACUACCGUGCGGUUCGUCUGCGCGGGAAUCAGUCAGGUCACCUACAACCUGCUAUGGACCAAGCAAGGAGGGAAUCUGCCUGACCAGGCUAUGGAUGAGAACGGUGUCCUCACCAUCCCUAACGCAAAGCUUGAAGACUCGGGAACGUACGUCUGUACGGGAUCCAACCCGUUCAGCAUUGACACUGAUAUCGCUACACUAACGGUUGGAGUUACUGUGGAGUCGCCAACUGUACGCAUCGAACCUCGCUACCAGGCAGUCAACUAUGGCGAACGCGUUGAAUUCCGCUGUAUCGCCAUGGGCCGCCCAGAGCCCACACUGGAGUGGGCGCGUACAAGCGGGCAGCUGAACUCCGAGGCUACAUUUAUCAACGGUGUCUUCAUCAUUCCGUUCGCACGGAAGACGGACGAAGCUGAGUAUGCCUGUAAAGCAUCGAACACGGCUGGAGAAGCUUCAACGAAGACGAUCCUUUAUGUGAAGGGAGACGCAGGGCCUAAUUUUGCCCUCUUGCGGCGCUCUGAGUUGACAGUUCCUGUCGGCGCCGAGGCCCGGUUCAUCUGUUCCGUCCGAGGCACCCAGCGUGCCACCAUCACCUGGAGCAAGCAGGGCGCACAGCAGCUUCCACAGGGGUCAAGGGUCGAGAGGGGUGAACUGAUUAUACCGAAUGUGAGGAAAGUGGAUGCUGGGAAUUAUGAGUGUCAUGUGAGGGUUACAACCGGCGAGACGGGUACUGUCAUCGCGACACUGUAUGUAGUUGGAGGACAGCAAGAAUCACACCCCGCGGCCAGCAUUGAUCCCGCCCAGCUCAUCCUCGCCCAGGGUACGUCGGGCACCUUACGAUGUGUCGUCACGGGACAGCCCCAGCCAAGGAUCACGUGGCAGUGGAGUGGUGGAGACCUCACUAGUAACCAUCAGGUCAACAAUGAUGUCCUCCGAAUCGUUCGAGCAUCUCUGAGUGAUCGAGGAAUCUACAAGUGUAUCGCGCGGAACUUUAUCGGAGAGAAUCAAGCAAGCGCCAGGGUUGAAGUCGAAAGGCGUGAACCCCCUCAAGUCGAGAUCUUCCCCAAGACCCAGCAGACGAUGACUGCUGGUAGCAGUGCUCUGUUCCAGUGCCGAGUCACUGCAGGCUACCCGAAACCGACAUUAUCAUGGCGAAGAGCGGAGGGCCAAAGACUGACGGCCAACACCCAGAUCCUUGAGAAUGGCGUGAUCAGAUUUGACCGCAUCAACGGACCGGAGCAGGGAUCCUACAUCUGCACGGCAACCAACACCGCUGGAACCACGACUGCAACAGCUACUCUCAGAGUCCAAGCCAUUCCACGCAUCACUGUCCAGCCGACCAGCCCGAUCCGAGUCCGUGUUGGUCAACCUGUGGUGUUUGAGUGCCGAGCUGAAGGUGAACCAAACCCCAAUGUCUACUGGCAGAGGGUUCAGCCGCGGGGAACCGCAGCCUCUCCGAGUUCAGACCCCCGGGCUGUAUCCAGGCCUGGAUUAGCCCGAUACACGAUCAAUGCUGCUGCAGUGACAGAUGCUGGUCUUUACAUCUGCAUCGCCUCAAAUGAUGCUGGAAGAGUUGAAGAAAGAAUGGAAAUAAUAGUGGUUGGGGAGCCGACCGUCCCUCCACUGCCCAAUGGAGGCAUCAGCAUCGAUGGUGCCAGACUAAAGAGGAUUAAGAUUGGUGAAAACGUUGAGUUUACCUGCCGUGCCCAAGAUGCCGCCCUUGAGCUUCACUGGAGCCGAGAUCGCGGUAUUCUGCCCGUCAGUCAUCGCGUACGCUCUGGUGUCCUCUAUCUUUACAACGCACAACCGGAAUACUCCGGGCGUUAUAUCUGUUCCGCAUCUGCCACUCAUGACGGAGAAUCGUAUAGAGAAUAUGUGGAUCUCGUUGUUGUCGGUGUUGUCCUUCCAAAGAUCAGUAUCGGUGAUGGCAUCAAAGAGGUUAAGGAUGGUGAUCCAGCACAACUCAUCUGUGAUGUCACAACCGAAGGAAGCGUCGAGAUUAAAUGGGAACGCGUCGAGGGAACGAUCGCCGCAUACGCUGUUGAUGACGGAUACGGUUACCUCAGAUUCCCGUAUGUUACCCAGAGCGAUGCUGGACGGUAUCGCUGCGUUGCAAGAAAUGACGCUGGGAGUGUUAACGCUAUUUUGGAAUUGUUCAUCAUUAAUAACGUAACUGGUGGUGUGUUGACAGGAGAUGGGGAUGCGGAUUAUGAUGACGGUUGUAAAAAGACGGAAUUCCAAUGCGGUGAUGGAAAAUGUAUUGACGGCAGGAGGAAAUGUGACAGACGGACAGACUGCACGGACGGAAGUGACGAACUGGACUGCCCCUGCAAUCCGCUGCUAGAGUUCCGCUGUGGAGACGGUCAGUGUAUUGACAAUCGAAGAAAGUGUGAUGCACGGACGGAUUGUCGUGAUGGAAGUGACGAACGGAAUUGUCAAUGCAAGACGACAGAGUUCCGUUGUGGCGAUGGGGCGUGUAUUGACGCCAGGAGGAAGUGCGACCAGCGCCAAGACUGUCGGGACGGAAGUGAUGAAAAUGAUUGUCGGUGUCGGGACACCGAGUUCCGUUGCGGAAGUGGCCGCUGUAUUGACGCUCAGAGAAAGUGUGACGGUCGGAUAGAUUGUCGAGAUCAAAGUGAUGAACAAAACUGCCAAUGCAAGGCCACGGAGUUCCGUUGCAGUGACGGUCAGUGUAUUGACGCAAGAAGGAAAUGUGAUGCGCGAUCAGAUUGCCGAGAUGGAAGUGAUGAGCAGAAUUGCGCAUGCAAGAUGACCGAGUUCCGUUGUGGAGAUGGCAUGUGUAUUGACGCCAGGAGGAAGUGCGAUCAACGGGCCGAUUGUCGUGACGGAAGUGAUGAACGCAAUUGUCAAUGCCAGUCGACAGAAUUCCGAUGCGGAAAUGGUCAGUGUAUUGAGGCAGGUCGUAAAUGCGAUGGACACGCGGAUUGUCGAGAUGCUACUGAUGAACAGAACUGUAGGUCGUCAGAAACUCUUCCACGCCUAACAAUCACAGCUCCCCAGAAGCAACCAGUAGAGGGAGAUACAAUUACAUUCGAGUGCCUUGCUACCGGAACGCCAACACCUACAGUCUACUGGAAGAGGGCUGGCGAAUCCGUCACUACUCCAGGACAGAGUGGAAUUGCCCGCCUUACGAUCCAACGUAUUUCUGCAGCAGAUACCGGGGAGUACAUCUGCCUGGCAUCGAACUACCUAGGCCAGGCGGAGGGGCGCGUCGUCAUAACUGUAGAGAGUCGCGUUGGAGGCCGUGGUGUCCUCCCGACCGUUUCACCGCAGAUCUUGCAGAUUGAUGGUGAGGAUGUGAGACGGGUGCGUGUUGGAGAUGACACCGUUUUCAUUUGUAGGACUAGAGAUCCCGCUGCGAUCAUCAACUGGACUAAACAGCGAGAUGACCUACCGGCCAAUCAUCGUCAACAACUGGGCUCCCUCUAUUUAUACAAACUCACACCAGAACAAGGAGGAAUCUAUGUAUGCACGGCUAGUAUUGGAGGUGACAGUUAUCGUGAACACGUCACUUUGAUGAUUCUUGGUCCGGACGGUGGUGGCCCUGGGGGACCGAACACCGAACCCAGACUCACGAUCAUUGCCCCCCAGGAACGGCCAGUGGAAGGCGAGUCACUUUCGUUUGAAUGCAGAGCUACUGGCACACCCACUCCGACUGUCUACUGGAGGAAGGCUGGCAGCAGGUCAACAACUCCUGGACAGCUCGGCACUGCCACCUACACCAUUCCAAGAGUCUCGGCCGCCGAUUCUGGCGAGUACAUCUGUAUCGCUUCGAACGCGGUCGGCCAGGCUGAGGGUCGCGUCAUCAUCGCGGUGAGGAGUCGCGGAGGACCCGUCCUCCCGACAGUGAAGCCGCAGGUUAUACAGAUUGAUGGAGAAGAUUUGAGACGUGCCGCCAUUGGCGAUGACGUCACAUUUAUUUGUCGCCAUAGAGAUACCAAUGCUGUUAUCACCUGGAGUCGCGAGAGAGGUAUUCUGCCCAUCGGUCAUCGCCAGCAAGGUGGCUCCCUCUACCUGUAUAAUGUCCGACCAGAAUAUUCCGGUAUCUACGUGUGUAAUGCCAACAUCGGUGGGGAGAUCUUCCGUGAUCAGGUCGAGUUAUUUGUUCCUGGUGGAGAUGCAGGUGGUCUUCCAAAAAGUCGGCCACAGUUGUCCAUCACAGCACCGCAGCAACAGCCAGUGGCUGGCGAGACCAUCGCAUUCGAGUGUCGGGCCACUGGUAACCCUACACCCACAGUCUACUGGAAGAGAGCUGGCUUCAGCAGAACUACACCUGGAGAACGUGGAGUUGCCCGCCUAAUACUUGAGCGAAUCUCUGCCGCGGACGCUGGUGAAUACAUUUGUCUUGCCACGAACAGCCUUGGUCAGGCGGAGGGACGUGUGGUCGUGACUGUCGAAGGGCGCGGAGGUGAAGUUCGUCCCACGGUCAAGCAGCAGGUCUUACAAAUAGAGGGCGGUGAUUUACGGCAGGCUGGCAUCGGAGAUGAUAUCACCUUUAUUUGCAGAAGUAGAGAUCCAAACUCAAAUAUCCACUGGAGUCGAGAACGCGGUGCUAUACCCGUCAACCAUCGUCAAAGUUCUGGCUCCCUCUAUCUUUACAACGUCCAACCAGAUCAUUCCGGUGUUUAUGUGUGCUCAUCGACCGCAGGCCAUGACGGAACGAGUUAUCGUGACCAAGUUGAGUUGAGAAUCGUCGGUGCUGUCCUCCCUAGAAUUAACAUCGGCGAACCUCUCCGUGAAGUCAGACUCGGUGAUGCUGUCACCUUGAUCUGUGACGUGCAGACAGCUGGCGUCGUUGACAUCUCCUGGGACAGACCUGAAGCACGCCUAUCGCCGUAUGUCGUCGAUGAUGGUCGCGGUUAUUUGGAUUUCCCACGCACCACGAUAAAUGACGCUGGGAAGUAUCGUUGUACUGCCAGGAGCUCUACUGGGACGACUGAGGGCUUUGUAGACCUUGUUAUACUUGCUGUUCCAUCUGCCAGCAUCGGUCAAGAGAGUGUUACCGUUGCCCUCGGGCGCACCGCCAAGCUUCGGUGUCUGGUGACGGGAAGUCCGCAACCACGUAUCACAUGGGCGAAAGAUGGCGGAAAAUUGCCGGCGCAGAUCACCGUCGAGAAAGGAGUACUGACUAUUUACAACUUCAAGGAGAGUGAUGCUGGUAACUACCUGUGUACAGCAGCCAAUGCAGCUGGGAGCGCCAGGGCCUAUGUGACAAUUAAUAUCGACCCAACCACAACAGAACGCAUCCAGAAAGAUCGAGCGAGCCCUGGGGGUGAGGUUGGUACUGGUGGCCGAGGUGUCGACAACGGUGACUUCAGCAACAUCCAAGAAAUCGCCUCGCGCACUCAGACCGUUAGUGUAGGUGACCGCGUGGAGUUCACAUGCGAGGUCAUCGGGAAUCCACCACCUACAAUCCGUUGGGUCCGUGAUUUAAGAGCAGUACCGACGUCAGCAAUCAUCACAGGAAGUCAGAUGGUCAUUCCACGCGUUGCACUAGAGGAUGCUGGGAAAUACCGCUGCAUAGCGUCAAAUCGCGGUGGAACCCGCCAGGCCAGCAUUGAGCUCUUCGUCCGAAGUUCUACGGUUCAUCCUGGUAACACCAAUUGGCCCCUGAACGCCCAGUCCCUGGUAAAGACAGCUUCCAUUGGUACUGAUGUGGUCUUGACGUGCGAGGCCCCAAACAUCCGCAACCCUACACUUAGGUGGAGUCGGAGAGACAAAGAGCUACCAAGGAACCGUCUGAUAGAAGAAGGCGCCCUCACUAUCCGAGAUGUCAAGGCCGAGGACUCUGGGAAAUAUGUGUGUCGGGUUUCGGCACCAGGAAUACAGGGUGUAGAACAGCUAAUUGAGUUGGUGGUUGGAGCCCUUGUCCCCUAUUUCAUCCAGAACCCCUCGUCCUACAUCGCCUACCGAACACUCCUGGAUGCAUAUCUCGAAUUCGAGAUUGAAAUCUUCUUCAAACCGGAAUCAAACAAUGGAAUUAUUCUCUAUAACGGACAGAAGACGGACGGCGGUGGUGACUUCUUAUCAUUUGGGCUGAAUGAAGGAUACGCCGAGUUCCGGUACGACUGUGGAUCUGGUCCUGCCCUGAUCCGAUCCGAGGCUCCCCUUACCCUCGGACAGUGGCAUAGCGUGUCUCUAAAGAGGAACAGGAGAACAGGCACCAUGGUGAUUGAUGGUAAAGAGUACACUGGGACGUCCCAAGGUCGUUUCCAAGGCCUCGACCUCUCCCAGCUCCUGUACAUCGGUGGUGUUCCAGAUUAUAACAUCAUCAACAGGAGGGCAGGAUUCACAUCCGGUUUCAUUGGUGCAAUCAGCAGAAUCGACGUCCGUGGAAUUGCCCUCGAUCUUGGCCAGGCUGCUCUUGCCAUCGUUGGCGUCGCUGACUACCCUGUCUGCCGAGAACGCCCGUGCCAAAAUGGUGCCACCUGUGUCCCGGCGAACGCCGACCAAGGCUAUAAAUGCCACUGCAGGAAGGGGUACACUGGGUACAACUGUGAGUUGGUCGGUAUGGGCUGCUUCCCUGGAGCGUGUGGUUCCCGCGGUCGAUGUUACAACUUGCCCAAUGGCCAGGGAUUCCAGUGCGCUUGCCCGAUCGGUAAAACUGGAGAGAGAUGUCAGAUAGGAAUCAAAGUCGAAGAUCCUGCCUUCAACAGGACGUCGUAUAUCUCCUACGACCCGCUACAGAACGCUGCCAUGGGCGUGGAAAUCGAGAUCCUGUUCAAACCAAAAUCGCUCGAGGACGGCAUCCUUCUCUACAAUGCUCAACAGCAGGACGGCCGCGGAGAUUUCAUGGCGUUAUUGAUCAAGAAUCGUAGACUGGAGUUCAGAUUCGACAGCGGCUCUGGCGUGGCAGUGAUUAGAAGCAAUGAACUCCUGAUCCAGGACAAGUGGACAUUAGUUCACCUUGAGAGAAACCAACGCGAUGGGUCGCUUUCUAUCAACGGGGGAGUUGCAACCAAAGCGGUCUCCCUUUCCGAGAGUUAUACUUGCUUGUUAAAUCAGUUCUCGCGUAAUUUCACAUGCUCUUCUCCCGGCAAUACUCUCGGUCUCAACAUGAAGCGGCAGCUGUAUCUUGGAGGCGUGGACCAGGGCGAGGUCAUCAGUGCUGGCGUCGGUGUCGAUGUCGGCUUCGUUGGCUGCGUCACGAGGAUCACUAUCAAUAAAAAGUCUUUGGUGUUGAUCGCAUCGGCCAUCGGAAGCGCCAACAUCCUCGACUGUGGCGAUAACCUACCAUGCAGUCGGCGGCCAUGUUCCAAUGGCGGUGCUUGUCAAGCGGAUGAUGAAAUUGGUUACACCUGUCAGUGUCCGGCGACCCAUACAGGUCGACAUUGUGAGAUCGAGAUUAACGUCUGCAUCACACACAGUCCGUGCAAGAAUGGCGGAGAAUGCCAGGCCCUUGGUGCGACCGGUUACAAGUGUCGCUGUCGGCUCGGAUUCAUGGGACGUAACUGCCAAGAAGCUGUCGUAGUCCAUCGUGCGGUGUAUCUUCAGGGCGACGGCUUUAUGGAAUUCCCGACCACCUUCCUGCCGCACCGCAGCAGCCAGCUAAAGGAAGUCAUCGAACUGUCCUUCGCAACGAACAAAACAGAAGGUCUCAUCUUCUGGCAUGGACAGGAUCCUCUAACCUCGGGUCAAGGUAGCGACUACCUUGCUAUUGCCCUGAGGGACGGCCACGUCGAGUUUAGCUACGAGCUCGGCAGCGGUAUUGCUAGUAUUGUGACGAGGUUGAAGUUUAGCGAUGGGAGGUUUCAUAAGGUCAAAGCUGAGAGGACUGGGAAGCAUGGGAAGCUUAGCGUGGAUACGGAGGUUGAUGAGUCUGGUGAUUCGGCGGGAAUUCUCCAGAUGUUGAACACGAAGGGCAACAUCUACAUGGGUGGCGUACCAGAUUUCAAGUUCAUGACUGCAGGUCGCUAUAGAAACGGUUUCCAUGGCUGCAUAAAGGACAUCAAAUUCAUGGAGGGGAGUGUACUAAACGUGCAAAGAACAGCUGUCACUGGAUAUAAUAUCCAGCCAUGUCACUAAAUUUUGGCCAAGGUGUUGAGAGACCAUCGCAAAUUUUAAAACUUUCCAAAGUCACCGAAAACUUUCUCAAAGUUCGUGGUGAAAAAGUUGCCCUGGUUUAGAUGGAUAGGACUGACCAAAUGAAACUGUCUGCCAGAAUUGACAAUAAGUUGUGCCAGUAUAAAGUGCCUUGUAUUAUGCUACAAAUGUCAAUAUAGACCAAUGCUUUACAGCUACCUUGAUGUUUCCCUAAUGGUUGGGUUUACAUAGAGUUCACUUUUCCACUUGUGACUUGUCAAUUUUUAUCUGUCAUUUGUGACAAGAAAAACAAACGCGUCAUUUCAAAAAGCAGGCUAUUUAGAUUCUCGUUGUCACUGUUCACCCUUGUGACAUGUUUAUUUAGAUUCUUUUUGUCACUGGUCAACCUUGUGACAUGUUUACAAGGCAAAGUGAAUAAACAAAUGUGUUCAUGACAAGUGACAUUUUAUAUGUGAGCUGUGACAAGUGACAUUUUAUAUGUGAGCUGUAACAAGUGACUUUGUGAAUCAUAUGUAAACCCGACCUCAUGUUUUACAAAAGCAGAUAAUCUAAAGUAGGAAUCUGCUGGGAAUUGUGGUGAUAUCCUGCAGCAUUUGAAGAGCUUGGAGCACACAUGACGUGAGUACAAUUUGUUUUAAAUUGCCGACAAGAGCAGUACAGAGUGUUGCCAUCAAUCAUAAGAACUGCACUUAUAUUGUAUUUGAAGGGCUGAUGACACAAAUACACUAUUAAUGCAUGCGUCCUAUGAUAGAUGGCAGCACUGUCCACCUGCUCUUUUCGCCAAAUCAGUUCCUUCAAAAUUGCACUUAUGUCCUGUGCACUAUGAGCCCUUAAUUCAUAACGACAACAAAUGAGGGAGGGGGGGGGGCUACGGGAUGCCUUAUUCCACAAUGGCCUUUUCCCGCUGUUGGGAAUCAAAGACUAACCUCGCCGACAGGUCAUUUAAAUUCGCUAACUGAACAUGUGUUCAAUGUAGUUUGUGCACUACAGCAGUGGAGAAAUGUCCUAGUGGAACCAGGCCUUGUCACUUCCAGUGUUAUCCAAGGAGUAGUUUUCAGGGAAGAAGCAAGUCUACAUGGACUAUAAGUGCAGAUAUCUAUAUUGGUGGGAUCUUUCGGGGGGGGGGUGGAGGGGGGUACUUACCCAAUUAUUGAGUAGCAUACAUAUCUACGCAUUCACAAACUAUGCAAUGGAUGUAAUUUGUCUUGAUCUGUUUUAUACAUAAUCAUAUAUCAAUGCGGCUUUUAUAGUUUUUACAAUAAUUUACAUAAAAAUUUACUCAUAAAGUUAAAAAAAUAUCAAUAUUGAUUGAAUCAGUAAUAUGCAAAUAUACAGUUAUACAAUUUUAUACAAAUCUGUGGAGACUACUGUACAAGAAUCUUUUAUCCUCACAAACGCUACAUGUACUCUGAUCACAUAAUUUGUUCAAAGUUCUCAAACAAAUUUUAAGCAAUAAAUUUGAGUCGUUAGAUUUGAGAGAUUUUUUACCAAGCAACAAAUCCUUGUUGAAAAGACUAUGGCAACAUCGUUGAUGUGACCUACUUUUAUGGUUUUAGUAGGUCGGUGUCACAAAAUUGAGGAACAUCUAAAGAAAACUUAACCAAUUUCGAUACGGUUUAUACUCUGACCUUUUCAUUAUUGAGGUUAAUUGUCAUGUGUUCAUGUUCAAAGGUACAUGUGUCCCAAAUUUCUUUUUGAAAUACUCAAAAAUGUGCAUUUACCGCCUCAAGUCUAAACGUUUUAGCCAUACAAAUG
Molecule: messenger RNA, 18786 nt
Organism: Lineus longissimus
Lineage: Eukaryota; Metazoa; Nemertea; Pilidiophora; Heteronemertea; Lineidae
Product: basement membrane-specific heparan sulfate proteoglycan core protein-like
Exons: 104
Coding region: 193-17013 (5606 amino acids)
Cellular component (GO): plasma membrane
Molecular function (GO): protein binding; calcium ion binding
Source: RefSeq, a predicted model, not a curated record